Alexandromys fortis (reed vole) is the source of this 10089-nucleotide messenger RNA. RefSeq names its product protocadherin 19 (gene Pcdh19). Gene Ontology annotation, molecular function: calcium ion binding. NCBI's taxonomy places the organism in Eukaryota, Metazoa, Chordata, Mammalia, Rodentia, Cricetidae. The transcript has 5 exons. The coding region runs from base 1694 to 4990 and encodes 1098 amino acids. Gene Ontology annotation, biological process: homophilic cell-cell adhesion. The record is from RefSeq and is a predicted model, not a curated record. Gene Ontology annotation, cellular component: plasma membrane.
AGGAGCAGCAACAGCAGCAGUAGCGGCGGCGACUGGCUCAGAGGGGAGACGGACGAGCCGGCGCAGACGGCAGCACCAGCUACAGUUCACCAUGCCUGGCUUGCCCGGGGGACACUGGCAUCCACUUCCCUAGCCCCUCGCCGGCCGGCGGUGCGCUGUCCUCUCCGGCGGCAUUCCAGCUGAGCCGAUUCAUCUGAGAUCCAACCUCCCACCCCAAUCCCAUUUCUUCCUGCUCUCUCCUACUCCACACUCACACUUCCCAUCCACACACUCACUCUUCCUUCUUUUGGCACAUCCACGCACACCCCAGCUCAGAUAGACAGACCUCCCUAGCACGCGAGCGCCGGGGAGGGCGGAAGCCCUAAGCGGGGCGGACAGACGGACAGUGCUUCUCCUGGAGGAUGGGAUCCAGACGCUCCCGCAAGUAAAGUUUGGAGGCGUCAGAAACCGUCGACCCUGGCAGCUGCAGAGGCGGACCCCAGCGACAUGCAACUGAACUAAGGAGGGCUUCCUUUGGCGGCGGCGGCAGCAGCAGCAGCAGCAGCAGCGGAGGCGGCGGCGGCGGUCCUUGGAGCGACACCCCAACCCAAACCUGGAGAGGCGAAGAAGCCCCGGGUGCCCGCAGCUGCAGCCCCGCCUCUUCUAGCCGGUACUGUAGUAGCUUCUCUUCCUCACCUUCCCAUUCCCCGUACCCUCCCCCCAGGGCAAUUGGAAAGAGCAGGACUUUGAUUUUCUUGGACAAAUUGCCAUCUUCCCAUUUUCAUAAACUUGAGGCGGAGGCCUGGGCUGCGUUGGUAACUUUGAUUUCCGAGAUAUAAACGCCCAUAGCCCAUCAACCGCUCUGUGGGAGGAGCCCUGUGGCCACCUCGGAUCCUGGGCAGACGCGCCCCCCACGCCCUCGGACGCCAACCUCGGCGCUAGAGAGAGCACUCUCUCGCAUCUCUCCCUUCCCCCUUCCUCUGCCCGCCCCGGGACAGCCCUCCAGCUCAGGCAAAUCCCCAGGCGCCCAAGGAGCUUGCCAGCAACUCAGACUUCUACCUACGAUCCUCCCCCCCUUUUCUUUCCAACAGGCCUGGAAGAGGCCAGAGUGCCCCCCCCCCCGGAGUCCGGAGGGCGCGUACCGGGCGGGAGCUCCCUCCGCAGUGAGCUGGGUGCGCUGGGGGGAGGUCCUUGCGCAUGCCAGGUGCAUAGACUACGCGCUCGCCUGCCCCAGUGCUGGUGCGCAAGGGCUGGUCAGGCAGUGCCUGAAAGGCUGUGCUCCAACAGCCUUAGGCGUCCGCGCUCCAAGUACGGUCCCGACUCUGAAGCUUGUGGCCGUCUGGGGCGUGCAAGCGCCACUCGACCCGCAGCCCUGCGCCGCUGCGGCCAGUCGCGUUCGGCUAACUUUGAAGGGGGAAAACUGAGUAGCCGGGCUGGAGGGAGGGGGCUCGGGGCCGUGCGGCGCUCUCUUGGCCCCUCGGAGCCCCCGGGCCCCCAGAAAGCCGCUGCCGAGUCCACUACGACCUCAGCAUUGGAGCCCGCACGGGUUCAUCCUGCACGCCGCCGGGCUGCCCUGGGCGGGACUCCUCCCGCGGCCUCCGGGGCCACGGGGCGCGCGCAACAGGCGGCCCGAGCCGGCGGGAAGCUGGAGCGCCGGCGGCGACGGCCUCGGAGGGGUGUGGAGAGGCGAGGCCGGGCAGAGCCCCGCGCAGCCAUGGAGUCCCUCUUCCUGCCGAUGCUACUGCUGCUGGCAGUCCUGUGGACCCAGGCGGCCGCCCUGAUUAACCUUAAAUACUCAAUAGAAGAAGAGCAGCGCGCCGGGACGGUGAUCGCUAACGUGGCCAAGGACGCGCGGGAGGCAGGCUUCGCGAUGGAUCCGCGGCAAGCUUCUACGUUCCGUGUGGUGUCCAACUCAGCUCCGCACCUGGUGGACAUUAACCCCAGCUCAGGUCUGUUGGUCACCAAGCAGAAAAUCGACCGAGACCUGCUGUGCCGUCAGAACCCCAAGUGCAUUAUCUCGCUAGAGGUCAUGUCCAGCUCAAUGGAGAUCUGUGUGAUUAAGGUGGAGAUCAAGGACCUGAACGACAAUGCUCCAAGUUUCCCGACCGCACAGAUUGAUCUGGAGAUCUCUGAGGCAGCCAGUCCCGGCACGCGCAUCCCACUGGACAGCGCUUAUGAUCCGGACUCGGGCAGCUUUGGUGUGCAGACCUAUGAGCUCACUCCCAACGAGCUCUUUGGCCUGGAGAUAAAGACGCGGGGUGACGGUUCGCGCUUUGCUGAGCUCGUGGUGGAGAAGAACCUGGACCGUGAGACACAGUCACAUUACAACUUUCGCAUCACGGCAUUCGACGGAGGCGACCCACCCCACAUGGGCACAGCUGGCCUCAGCAUCAAGGUGACUGACUCUAAUGACAACAACCCAGUGUUUGGAGAGUCCUCCUACUCAGUGAGUGUGCCUGAAAACUCACCUCCCAAUACACCGGUCAUCCGCCUAAAUGCCAGCGAUCCAGAUGAGGGCACCAAUGGCCAGGUGAUCUACUCCUUCUACGGCUAUGCCAAUGACCACACACGCGAACUUUUCCAAAUUGACCCACACAGCGGCCUAGUCACUGUCACCGGAGCGCUAGACUAUGAAGAGGGCCACGUGUACGAGCUAGAUGUGCAAGCCAAGGACCUGGGGCCCAACUCUAUCCCCGCACAUUGCAAAGUCACCGUCAGCAUCCUGGACACUAACGAUAACCCGCCAAUUAUCAACCUACUGUCAGUCAAUAGCGAGCUUGUGGAGGUGAGCGAGAGCGCCCCCCCGGGCUACGUGAUUGCCCUGGUUCGGGUGUCUGAUCGCGACUCAGGUCUCAAUGGACGUGUGCAGUGCCGCUUGCUGGGCAAUGUACCCUUUCGUCUGCAGGAGUAUGAAAGCUUCUCCACUAUCCUUGUUGAUGGACGGCUGGAUCGCGAGCAGCACGACCAGUACAAUCUUACAAUUCAGGCUCGAGACAGCGGCGUGCCCACGCUGCAAAGUGCCAAGUCCUUUACUGUGCGCAUCACUGAUGAGAAUGACAACCACCCACACUUCUCCAAGCCUUACUAUCAAGUCAUUGUACAGGAGAACAACACUCCUGGCGCCUAUCUGCUCUCUGUCUCUGCCCGCGACCCCGAUGUGGGUCUCAAUGGCAGUGUCUCCUACCAAAUUGUGCCAUCACAGGUGCGAGACAUGCCCGUCUUCACCUAUGUCUCCAUCAAUCCCAACUCUGGUGAUAUCUAUGCGCUACGAUCCUUCAACCAUGAACAGACCAAGGCAUUCGAAUUCAAGGUGGUGGCCAAGGAUGGCGGCUUGCCCUCGCUGCAGAGCAACGCCACAGUGAGGGUCAUCAUCCUCGACGUCAAUGACAAUACCCCAGUAAUCACCUCCCCACCCCUGAUCAACGGCACUGCUGAGAUCUAUAUUCCUCGAAACGCCGGCAUAGGCUACUUGGUGACUAUGGUUAAGGCAGAAGAUUAUGAUGAGGGUGAAAAUGGCCGAGUCACCUAUGACAUGACAGAAGGUGACCGCGGUUUCUUCGAAAUAGACCCGGACAAUGGAGAAGUCAGAACCACUCGCACCUUUAAUGAAAACUCCAAGGCUUCCUAUGAGCUGAUAGUGGUGGCCCGUGACCAUGGCAAAACGUCUCUUUCUGCCUCUGCCCUUAUCCUAAUCUACCUGUCCCCGGCUCUUGAUGCCCAAGAGUCAAUGGGCCCUGUGAACUUAUCCCUGAUUUUCAUUAUUGCUCUGGGCUCCAUUGCUGGCAUCCUCUUUGUCACUAUGAUAUUCGUGGCAAUCAAGUGCAAGCGUGAAAACAAAGAGAUCCGGACCUACAACUGCAGAAUCGCUGAAUACUCCUAUGGGCAUCAAAAGAAAUCAAGUAAGAAGAAAAAAAUUAGUAAGAAUGACAUCCGCCUUGUACCUCGGGAUGUGGAGGAAACAGACAAGAUGAAUGUUGUCAGUUGCUCCUCCCUUACUUCGUCCCUCAACUAUUUCGACUACCACCAGCAGACACUGCCCCUGGGCUGCCGUCGCUCUGAGAGCACUUUCCUGAAUGUGGAGAACCAGAAUACCCGAAACACUACUGCUAGCCACAUCUACCACCACUCCUUCAACAGCCAGGGUCCCCAGCAGCCAGAUCUGAUCAUCAAUGGUGUGCCCCUGCCUGAGACUGAAAACUAUUCCUUUGACUCUAACUACGUGAACAGCCGUGCCCAUUUGAUCAAAAGCAGCUCCACCUUCAAGGACCUGGAGGGCAACAGCCUGAAGGAUAGUGGCCAUGAGGAGAGUGACCAGACUGACAGCGAGCAUGAUGUCCAGAGGAGCCUGUACUGUGAUACUGCUCUGAAUGAUGUGCUGAACACCAGUGUGACCUCCAUGGGAUCUCAGAUGCCCGACCAUGAUCAGAAUGAAGGAUUUCAUUGCAGGGAGGAAUGUCGGAUUCUUGGCCACUCUGAUAGAUGCUGGAUGCCUCGGAAUCCCAUGCCCAUCCGCUCCAAGUCUCCUGAGCACGUGAGGAAUGUCAUCACUCUGUCCAUUGAGGCUACUGCUGCUGAUAUUGAGCCUUAUGACGACUGCGGCCCCACCAAGCGGACAUUCGCAACCUUUGGAAAAGAUGUCAACACCCACCGGGCUGAGGAGCGGCCCAUCCUGAAAGUCAAGAGGACUGUUGAUGUGACCAUCUGCAGCCCCAAAGUCAACAGCGCUAUCCGGGAGGCAGGCAAUGGCUGCGAGGCUAUUAGCCCUGUCACCUCCCCACUGCAUCUCAAGAGCCCUCUGCCUACCAAGCCUACUAUGUCUUACACGGUCGCCCUGGUUCCUCCAGCUCGUGAUCUGGAGCACCAUGCCAACAAUGGCGCCUCUCGUCCUUCUGAAGCUGAACCCCGUGGAGCCGACAGUGAGAAAGUCAUGCAUGAGGUGAAUCCUAUUCUGAAGGAAGGGCGUGACAAGCAGUCUCCUGUCGUGAAGCGUCUGAAGGAUAUCAUUCUGUAAACCCAUCUGGGGAAGAAGAAAGAAAAGAAAUCACACUGGCUAGUGAAGAUGCAGCAUUUACUCAUUUUCCUCACCCAUGGUUGGUUCUUGAGUGGCUGCAUUGUAGAGAUUUCCCAAAAUGUAUUGUGUAUAGGUGACUAUCAUUCCGUGACAAUCCCUCUCGUUUCAGCAGGCAGCAGGGGUGUUCAGUUGGAGCAAAUUAGCUUUGGCUUGAGUUGUUCAUGGGGCCUUGAUGGUGGUGAAACAGAGGCAAAUUCAGUUGUGAAAAGUAUUAUGUAUUAAGUGUUUGAAUUUAUAUAUUUUUCUAUGUAAAAAUGAUAAUAUAAAUUACCAUUGUUUGUGAAGAAUUACAUUUAAAAAAGCAAAAAGCAAAAAAAAAAAAAAAAAGCCCUGGACACCUUUAAUAAGCUCGCCACUGUUUUUUGUAGUGUAGACAAGUUAUUGGUCAUUUAUUGUGUACUAUUCAUUGAUUCAGUGACGUGAAAUCGAGCCCCCAAAAGGUUGUUUCUGAAGCUCGAGUACUUUCCAAUGCCGCUUCUUUGCUGUGGACUCCCCUGCUUUAAGAACCCUUUUGCUAGCUGUGCUGUUGUUGUAUUUGAUAUUGCAAAUUGCUGUGUGUGGUGAUGGCAAAAGGCCUUUAAAAGUUGAUGUUUUCUUUUCUUAAAAAAAUAAUAAAAAUACAGACAAAAACAAAAUGCAGAAACUGAGACAGCAGGUAAAUGAGCAACACCUGGAGGUUGAGGACUUGGAUCCUCACGUUUUUUUUAAUCCAUGUAGUGCUUGCUCACUACCUUGCAGAGGAUUUCUCCUGUCUUUCAGUCUUCUGCCCGGGUCUGUGCGAGAUCAUUGUAGAAAAUCAUUUUUGGAUAUGCUGCUAUCUAAUUUGCAGUUGUCAGAAAUACUGUGCUGAAAAUUUUAUGAGAUGCAUUAUUUUUUUUUUCUAAUUUUCAGACCCUGAACAGGAAAGUUACUCCUGAUGUUAUCAGUUUUCAGGCUGAGAAAUUCCCUGUCUCCAAUCAUCUAAAAAUCACGCAACAUGACUGAGUCUAUUUUGAGAUCUAAAUUACCAUCUCUUUAGACACACACUUCCUGAUUCAGUGUUUUCCCAAUCAUGAUUGGAAUUAGAUGGUAAAGCACAUCAUGGGCUGGAAUCAAGGGCUCCAUGCUGCUCUUUACCUUAGGCUUAUAAAUAAUGAUAGAGUAAGCAGUAUGAAGUGUACACUUAGGAAAAGCCAGGUACUAACAUCACUGAUCUAAUUACUGUGCCUUCUAAACGGAGACACUCAGACACUUGAACACGUCUUUUUAUGACUAACACUUUUUUGAUUAAAAAUGUGAACAAGAAAUUAUUAAAACAAAAAUCCCUUAGAUUUAGUAACUCUUUUUUGCUGUAGGCUAGGAAUAUGCCUUUUUAAACUAACAGAGCACUCAUUCUUUUUGUUCUUUUUAACACUGCACAAAUGCCCCUUUUUAUUAUCUGUCUAUUAAUAUUCACUAGCCAACAUAGUAUUCUUGCAGCCUGAGUUCAUUAUUUAAAAUAAACUAAAAAAAAUGUCCCCUUUGCUCUACCUUUGUCUUAAAGGAAUUUCUUCUAAAGAACCAAGUUUUUUGGUUCCUUCCUCUCUUUUUCUCCCUCCCUCCCUCCCUCCCUCCCUCCCUCCCUCCCUUUCUUCUUCCCUCCCUCCCUCUUUCCUCCUUAUCUCUCAUUUUUUUUGUAAUUCAAGAACACUCAGAAAGAAAGCCUAGAAGUUAGAACACUAGAAUUCAUAACAGAAUUUAUUUUCUUAAGUUUAGGUAGAUACAGUCAGCUCUUUGAAAUGUUUUCAUUAUUUUUAUCUGAGUUCCUAGCUUUAUAUAUUACUUGGAAUUUUUUCUUUUGUGGGAGGUGGGAGGGUUGUAAGGGAAGGGGUGGGUAAGGCACUGGGCAUGGGGUUAGAUAGGGGAGAAUAUUUCUGGGGAUAAAAGAAACAUAUAAUGAAGCUACAAAUCCAUCCUUAUUUCCUGAAUACUACCUCAUGCAAAAUAUUGGGUUGGCUGCAAAUUUCUCCCUGACACAGUUAGAGACCUUUACAUCUUCCUCUUGCUUCAUUUAACUUUCUCUCAUAUAUGUUCUCCUCUUCUGGUUUAUUUCAUUUUGGUGGUAGUAGAUUAUAAAUUAGGUAUUUAUUUUUCCUUCCAAGUGACUAUUUGAUUAACAUAUUUAGCUUUUUAAAAGUGCCCUUUAAGUUGGGAUGGCUGCCUAUAGAAUUGAGACUGAUCUUCACCAGGAUCCAUCGGAUAGUAUCUUGUUUGCUAGCACCUCAAGGUCACUUUGUAGUCAGAUUGGACAGCUUUCUCCAGGUGGAUUUCUUACUCUGCUCAGUGGAAAUGAGGUAGUUUGAAAGAUUGUGGAAAGUGGAGAUGGAAUGGUGGAAUGCAGAGAGGCCACUGCCUGCCAUGUGUCUUACCAGCCAAUUAAAAAACGGGUGGCAUUAGCAGUGAUUUUUUUUUUUUGCCUUUUAAAAAAAGCAACUAAAAAUUUUGUCCCCGGAACUUCAUUUUAGUUCCAAGCUUAGUCUAUCUAAAAUCAUUGAAAUCAUUGUUCUCAGCGGGCAGUCAGAGAUUUUUUUUUUCUUUUUGUUUCAGAACUCUUUACUGAGUAUGCAUAAGAAUUCUCAUUAAGGAAGUAUCUUUCCCCCUUCAAUUGUCUGAUGGAAGUGCAAGCGCAUCCUAGGAGAGCUUUGUAGGCAGGUUCUACAGGCCAACUGUGCUUGCAAAUAGGACUUUUGUGCAAGGGUCUUAAAUUCCCCACGGACUCGGGAUUCUCCCCCUCCCUUUUUAACACGUGAUGUAAAGCUACCAAGGCCAGUGGAGCAAAUAUUUUUUUCCCUUUCUUUCUGCAAACAUGUUACACAGAAACAUAUGGGAACAAUUUUAGUUCCCAAGUCCUAGGGAGUUCUAUUCCACUUAUUCUGAUGUCCCUGGGUCAUGAAGUGUAACAUGCUUAAAAAUUUCCUGGCCAGGCAAAUGUCUUUAUUCAGUAUAGUGCAUCUAAUUUGCAUUGAUUGACUGCUUUCUCCCAAACAUGGGAACAUGCUAUUCAAUAAAAAAUGGGGAGAAGUGAUCCACAAUGCCCUGUGGAAACUUGUUCCCCCCUGUGCAGUCUUGUAAAUUAACCUGUUCAGAAUGAAACUUAGUAUUUCAUUGUUCCUCUGAAGCCAGUAGAAAAAGUGAGGGUCUGUCUUGGUUAAGGAAUCACAUAGUUCCUGCACAACAGUGGUUCUCAAAAUAUCAUCUCAAAGCAACAUCACUUAGGCACUUCUUAGAAAUGAUAGGUCCUGAUCCCUGCCUAGAAUGGCUGUAUAAGAAAUCUGGAGGAAUUGUCACAGAAAUUCAUGAGUUAGUUGCCCACUCAAGUUUGAGGGCUUGUUAAAGCACAGUUUGGUAGAGUCUAAUCCUUAGCGUUUCUUAUGCAGUUGUUUUGGGGUAGGAUUUCUUUUUCUAUCUACAGAUGCCUAGGAGAUACUGAUGAGACAAUGAUCCAGAGGAAACUUGUCUCAUAGGACUAACUACACCUAAGCUGGCCACAUUGAUAGAAAUUUGUUGACAUGGUGACCAGCUGUUCAUUAAUGAAAGAUGUAACUCUGAACUCUGAAACCAAAACCACACAGAGUACCUUCCAGAUCCUGUCGUCUCAGCAUAUGGCUAUUAGAGGGGAAUUCAGAGGACUUUUUUCUCUACACCUACCACUAAAAAGCAAACACAAGUGGUCUAUUUGGUGUAAAAGACGCGGGGCAGUUUGGGAGAGGCAGGGAUGGAAGGGAUAGCUUUUUUUGGGCACCCAAGGCGGAGAAAGGAUUAUUACUGUACAUAAUCCAUUUUAUGGGGAUCAUUUUGAUGCCAGAUGUUCCCCCAAGGCACUCUCGACAAGUCUGGUCCGCUUGGCUCUUUUCACAGGGUAAUAAGACCCUUCUGACUUUGAAAAACUGGCAUAAAUGAGCUGAAGAAGUCCAUUGUAUACAGUCCUAGUGUUUGCCUUCUUGGUAAAAUUACAUUUUAAGGAUGUCAUUUCAUGAGUCAAAUUGUAUCUGCUGACACUAAAGUGUAUUGAGAUGUUGUUCUUUAGUUUAAGUAUGUAUCAAAGUAAUAUUCAAAGGGGAUGUAUGGGGGUGGGACUGGGACUGGGUGGCUUUAUAUUGAUAAUGAAAUAUUCCAGAGCAAAACACAUUGUCCUAAUGAAGUUGUUGCAGCUCUCUUUUUUUUCUUGUGAAACUGAAAUUGGCCUGUGGGUCACUUGUCGUGCAAAAGUGAAUUAAUUUCAAAUAGGAAUCGCAUUGCUUUUGUAAAACAAAGAAAAUCAACCACCUUGUCUGAAGUAUACGUUGUAAGGCGCGCUUGGUAAAGAACAACCUAGAAACACCUGACCUUGAUUGGAAAGCAUUGUAGGUCAUUAGGGAAAUCUGAUGAUGCUGACUGUUGCUCCAGCUGUGUUGGCAAUUAAAGAUGACCUUGUUACUAACUGAAUGUUGCUGUCAACCUUAGCAAACAAACCAGCUAACACUUUACAGCACCGGUUAAGUAGAUGUUUACUGGCACUGGCUGGCAUUCAGCUGAGGAAGGCUAAGAUCCAGACUAAUGACCAAGGGCCAGACUAGGUCUAGCUAGAAAUUCAGCAACAAAUACCUCCUUGUGCUAUUUGAAUGCUAAGGUAUUAGUUGCAAAAGGCUAAGCCUUCGCUCCUCUAGUGAGGGGAAUGAGCCUGAUGACACUAUUACUGUUUACCUGUCAAACCAGGGUGGCAAUUUAGAAGGAUACAAGUACAGUACGUUUCAUUAAGCAGUCUCUGUUGCUGAUUAUAUGAAGAUGAAAUGGUUGUAUAUGCUGAUCUGUAUGUUAUGUACAUUUUCACAGUGAUUGAAUCAUUGUAAAAACAAAAAAGACAAAAAAGAAUCACCACCACUCUGUCUAUUUUAUGAAGAUGAUAAAGCAGCUUUAUUAAAUUAUUGCAGUUCUGUUUUAAAUGGUGUUACCUGCCACACAUUGUUUCCUUUUAUCUGGUGGUUCUCUGUUUCCCUCUUAAAUGUGUUUUCUCUGCUUCAAAAAUUUAAUGCAUUUUAGUA